Molecule: messenger RNA, 1589 nt
Organism: Zophobas morio
Lineage: Eukaryota; Metazoa; Arthropoda; Insecta; Coleoptera; Tenebrionidae
Product: beta-1,3-galactosyltransferase 1-like
Exons: 7
Coding region: 491-1525 (344 amino acids)
Cellular component (GO): Golgi membrane
Molecular function (GO): hexosyltransferase activity
Source: RefSeq, a predicted model, not a curated record
AGACCUUCGAACUGACAACGAAGACAGCAACACGUGCUGCCGGUUAAUUGGAAUCAGAAAACUUGCCCCUGACCCCAUCAGGGUACACGAUUUUGUAAUUUUAUUCUGUUUACCGAGGGGUGGUCGAGCGUCAUCGCGCUUACGUUUAUUUUCUUUCUCGUGACGGAGACGCGAUGUGGACAAAGGGCACACGGCCACCUGUUGAUGUUGUUACCUGUUACUUCUCCGGUACCGGUGGCGUCAGUGUCGAGGACUUCGUUUUGUGGCGUAAAGUUACUUUAUCGACGAGGUGCUGAACGGUCUCCGGAAAUACCCAGCUCUAGAAUGGAAUUAGCGUGACACUCCGACCCUAUUGCUAUAAACUUAACUUCAAUAUGACACUCCUAUUGUCGUAUUUGUAUAAUGUUAAGACCAGCGAACUUGUAGGAUAGAAGCGUUAUGGAGUUAACUGCUACGAAAAUCAGGCAUUUUUGUAUACAUUGAGGCGGAAAUGUGGAUUUUUUUGCCUCAAAUGAAAUUCAAGAAAAGGCUGCUAUUUCUCUCUUUCGUUGUAAUAUUUGGCGUCCUCUACUUAUAUUUUAACUCAAACUGGAAUGCCCCCGUCUCGAGUCCUCCCUACGUAGACGGUUGGAACCAAAACACCUCAAAAGAUGUCAGAAACUACGUUAGUGAAAGUUCGCCACCACACAUCAUCCCAAAGGACUUCUGCCAAAAGAGCGGCAUUUUACUGGUCAUGGUGAAUAUUAAGCCCGAUGACUUUGAAGUUCGUCACGUCAUAAGAGAAACAUGGGCGCGUAAACGUGCCAAUGUUUCCUUCUACUUCUUGGUGGGUGAAGAGAGGAACCACAACUAUGAAGUGCAAGUUAGACUUAAGUUCGAGAGUGAAAAAUACAACGACAUCAUUCAAGAGCGUUUCCUAGAUUCUUACAACAACUUAACUUUAAAAUCCAUAAACAUGUUGAAGCUGUUUAGUCGCCACUGUUCAAAAUCCUACAAAUAUUUAAUGAAAAUCGACGGCGAUGUGUUUUUGAACGUCCACAACGUGCUCGAGAUGUUGUCAAAGCGCAACAGUGAGACGGAUUUCCUCGUUGGGAAACUCAUCAACGAUACGAAACCAUUCCGAGACCCGAGGAGCAAGUGGUACGUGCCUCGUGAAUUAUUUCCUGAAGAAAAGUACCCCGACUACUUGUGUGGACCCACUUAUUUAAUGUCGUCCGACGUGGCGGAAAAUCUUUACCGUUGCACCUUCGAAACGCCUAUAUUUUACAUCGAAGACGUCUACAUCACUGGGAUUUGUGCCAAGAAAAUCAACGUGGUUCCUAGACACGACUCGAUGUUUAAAUGCCAAUACACGAAUAAGUAUAUUUGCUUGCAUAGAGAGAAAUACAGUAUUCAUUAUUACAAACCUGAAGAAAUCCGCAAGGCUUACAGGAUCUUGGUAGGAAAUGGUUGCCCGGCAAGUGGUUCCAUAAUGGAAUGGGUGUGCUCCUUACUUUUCUCAGUGUCGAGCGCAUGGAGUACUUAACGAAUUUGUGAUAUUUUAAGUUAUAAUUUUGUAUUACGCAGAAAAUAUAAUUUGUUCAAAAGUU